CCGCAGUGCUGCCGAGAUGUCAGUGAGAGCGGUCAGUGUGCGGAACCCUCUGCUGGUGCUGGUCUGCUGGUGCGCCUGUGCUGCGUCGCUGGGGCUCCACGACCCCAACGGCGAUGGCCACGUCGCCAUCUUGCUGGACCAGCGUCAGCACCCGGAGAAGGAUGGCUCCUUCGGCUUCAGGUUCGAGACAGAAAACGGCAUCCGCACCCGAAUGGCAGGGCGCAAUGGAGCCAACGGAGGCACCAUCAUGAGUGGGGAAUACAGUUACAAACAAACUGACGGUAGCACCGUCCACGUGCGUUGGACGGCAGAUGAAAAUGGCUACCGUCCUGUCGUGACGAUCACCGGAGGCUCCGCUGAGAAGGUUGUUCGUAAGCGCUCCCACCCUGUGACUCCUACGCUGCACACCUCCCGUGUCACAAGCCGGGGCAGACGGCAACGAUUAUUGUCGCGCAGAUGAUUUAUUGCAAAGUAAAUCUUAUGAAAGGCAGGGUAACUGAUCAAUUGUACAACUAAUUAGCUAUUCUUAUAGCUACUGUAAUGUAGUAACAAGCAUACACCAUUGCUUACAUAGAGUUUUGCGGUCCAUAACAGCAUACCUUACACAGUGCGUGUGGAAAUAAUAUCCUGGUGGUCAUUUGUUUGUUCUUAAUGUUAUGUGAGGGACUAAUUGUUUUCUUUUAUAGGUUCUAUAGUAUAUAACGCGUGAUUUUAUCAGAAGUACUAAAGCUAAACGGUUGCAUCUGUGCAAUAUCAACUUGUAAAUUAAUUGUAUAAUCAGUGUAAUCGCCCCAGUUUCCGACCAUUACAAAGUUUCUUAACUUGAUAGUGGAUAUUGGAUAAUAUUGUACCAACGCUUACUAUUGAACUUCAUUUUGAAUUUAUACCAUCCAACUUAAUCUGAAAAAUACUCUAAAGCACGGAUCUUUAAUUGUUUUUUGUGUCUGUGCAAUAAUAAUUCAAAAAUCUGUAUUUAACAUGUAAAAAUUUCGACAGCACUUGUUUAACCUUAUAGUAAUUAUCAACAUCUUUAGUACAGCAUAACAAACACAAGAAAUACUGUAUGCUUGUACCAUUAACAACAUAACGUGGCCACAUUGUAUUAAAUUUGUAGAUUGAAAAUUUUGUAUAGUAUAAUGGACUAAUACAUGUGACAUUAACGUCGUAA
Hyalella azteca is the source of this 1168-nucleotide messenger RNA. Its product is annotated as larval cuticle protein LCP-14. The coding region runs from base 17 to 460 and encodes 147 amino acids. The record is from RefSeq and is a predicted model, not a curated record. Gene Ontology annotation, cellular component: chitin-based extracellular matrix. Lineage: Eukaryota; Metazoa; Arthropoda; Malacostraca; Amphipoda; Hyalellidae. Gene Ontology annotation, molecular function: structural constituent of chitin-based larval cuticle. The transcript has 3 exons.